AGGUUAAUGUGCACAGCCAGUGGGUAAGGCAAAAGGGCAGCCAGAGACCCCCUUCCUGCCUAGGCCUGAAAUGUUUAGCACCAAGCAACUGUAAAGGGACCUAUAUACGUAAAUGGACAGUGACUUGAUGAAUGUCUGUACCAAAGAAAGGUAAAGGAGCCAGACAGUUACGAUGAUUAGAGUUUCCAUUUUUCAGAGGACAGAUCUCUUUUUUAGGCUCAUCCAAGUUCUGCUGAUGUCCACUAAAAUCGACUUAAGUAGUUUUGGAGCCUUGAUUCCCGACCAGAGUACCCAUCGUGUCCUGCAGUUUGAAGAAGAGCCUGGAAGUUAAUGGUUUGUGGGUGAAUUAAAGGCAGCAAUUCAUAGAAAGGAGGGAGACUGGGGUCUCGAAAAGUUCCCCAUCAACAAUUAGUACCCGGAACAGCAGUCAGAGCUGGUUCAUAUAUCAGAGGCAAUGCUUUCAGCUGGAGAAAUGUUAGUGCGUCUGUGCCAAGCUCCAAACCCAAGGAACAAAACAGCAACAUUUCUAAUUCCCCAUCUUGGACUCAGAGCAGACUGUGAGACAUUCCAGAUGAAAUCGGCAAGGUCUGCUGAAUUGUGAAAACUAGUUUGAGGAGACUUUGUUGUAGGCUCAGAAGAAUUUGGCAGCUUGGGUCUCCAAGUGAAGUACAGAGUGCCAACUGGAUGGAGACUGGAGGAGUGUAUUUGCCCAAGAUACAUCCCAUGCAGAAGCACCAUCAGUUGGAACAUGGGCAAGGGACAGCACUGUUAGCUGUCACUGGGUACCUUGUUCGGAUCUUGCUGCUGUUGCUGCUUGUAAUUUUGCCUCCCUGUGUACUUCCUGUGCCCACUCCAGCAGAUGAGAGUGGGGAGAUAGUGGAAUGGCUGACGCAGUAUGGAUACCUCCCUCCAGCUGAUCCAGUAACAGGCCAGCUGCAGACCUGGGAGGCUGUGACCAGUGCUAUUCGUGAAAUGCAGCGCUUUGCAGGCAUCGCUGAGACUGGGAUUCCAGAUGAUGCUACUUUGGCUCUGAUCCGAAUGCCUCGCUGUUCGUUGCCUGAUAUUAUCCCCACCUUCCCAGAAAAGCUCCCUUUGAGGAGCAACAGGAGGAGAAAAAGGCGAAAGAGACGAAAGAGUCGGAGCAGGCGGAAUGCUGGUUCAGUUUGGUCCAAGAGGAAUAUCUCCUGGAAGGUGAAGACGUACCCACGAGAGGCCCGUCUUAGCCGGGAGACUAUGCGUGUAUUGAUGUAUUAUGCCUUGAAAGUGUGGAGUGAAGUCACACCAUUGAACUUCCAUGAAGUGGGCAGCCACAGUGCGGACAUCUCUGUGGAAUUUCUCCAACUUGACCAUCGUGAUGGCUACCCUUUUGAUGGGCCAGGUGGCAUGGUGGCUCAUGCCUUCUUUCCAGGAGACCCCCAAAGGGCUGGCAGUGUCCACUUUGACAGUGAUGAAGACUGGACCUUUCGCUCACCAGAUGACUUUGGAACUGACCUCUUUGCUGUGGCUGUUCAUGAGUUUGGGCACAGUCUUGGCUUAGCACAUUCACCCUCCAAGCACUCCAUCAUGCGACCCUAUUACCAGGGACCAGUGGGAGACCCACUUCAGUACCAGCUGUAUAUGGAUGAUCGGUCUGAGAUACAGAAGCUUUAUGGGAGUAGAGUUUUUCAUUCCACGGAGAAACCAGAGGUAACCUCACUGCUCCCAGAUCUAACAUCUGCGUACCCACAUGAUUUCCCUUUUCUGUAUUCCAGGUCAGGGAAGGAAUUUCCUGAUCGUUGUGCCUCCAAUGUUGAUGCCGUUGCUCAGAUUAGAGGGGAAACAUUUUUUUUCAAAGGUCAGUAUUUCUGGCGUCUGACCCAAGGACGGCAUCUCACUUCUUUGCGCCCUGCCUUGAUCGCAGGCUUCUGGCGAGGCCUCCCUUCCAAUCUCCAGAAAGUAGAUGCUGUGUACGAGAGACACACGGAUCAUCGCAUCCUCUUCUUCAGUGGCUCUCUCUACUGGGUAUUUAAAGACAACAGCGUGGAAGAGGGUUACCCCUGCCCUGUCACAGACUUCGGGCUUCCACAGGGUGGUAUUGACGGUGCUUUCUCAUGGCCUCUAGAUAGGAAAACUUAUUUCUUCAAGGGCGAACUCCAGUGGUGCUAUGAUGAAACCACAGGUCUCAUGGAGGAGGACUUCUCUAUCCACAAAGCACCUUGGGAGCAGUUCCCCUCUUCGGUUGAUGCUGUGCUGAGUGAGAACGAUGGAACAGUGUUGGUCUUCAAGGGCAGGGAGUACUGGCAGUAUGACCAGCACACUCUCAAGCUGCAGGCAGGCUACCCUCGUUCCAUAGCCAAGGACUGGCUGGAUUGCACAGGGGAACUUUACCCUCCCAGGAGCAUGCCCACCGGUCCUGCAUCUGGAGCUGAACUCCAGCCAGACUUGCGGGGUCCGCAGCUGGAGGUUGAGCGCUGCGUGUGCUUUUGUUCUGCCUUUCGAGUGCUGUAUUCCGCUAGGCUCAAUUGUCUGUUGAUAGCUCUCCUGGCACUGCAAGGUUUUGCCUAGGAAGAGUGAGCAUUUCCUAAAUCCUGCUGUACAAGUGGUGUUUGUGCCACCUGCCAAAAGAGUCUCAUUGCACAGAUGGGGCAGGAAAAAGAAACAACCCAAGGAAAUGGAAAUGGGUGCACAGCUGGAAUGAAAAUGAAGGUCGCAGGCUUUGGAGCCGUGGGUCUACGCAUGGCAGGAGACAUUUGUCAGCUACCAAUCUUUUGCUACAAAUGAAAUCCAGAGGGAAUCCGGCAAGUUUCUCCACAAUACAAGAGCUUUAGCAGGGUGCAUGGAACUCUACCAAGAGCUGAGAGAAGACCCUUUUCCAUUUUGACAGCUGAGCCAUUACAGGAUUCUUUCGGAGUAUGAGCCUCAAGAGUCUUCCUCCAGCAAGGCCCAGGGGUGGCCUCAUGCACUGAUAGUAGACCCUUCCUUUUGAAGAGCCAAUGCACAGAGCCAAGCCGCUGUAUGUAAGGGACGGGAAACAGAAACAGACAUGAUUUUUUUCUUUUCUUUUUUAAAGGAAAACGUGCGUCAUUUUUGCUCGGAGGAGCAAUGCAACAGCGGCCUCAUUCUGUGGUUACUCCAUGAGCACAGCUGUGGAAUGAUUCAGAGCUGCUUCUCGAAGCCUGUGCGGCUUGUUGACAAAGCGGCAUUGUAGCCUGAGAACCACAGAGAUCCUAUUGAAAGAAAAGAGUGCCUACGGGACGGGGGUGGCAUUUUCUUUCUAAAGCAAGAGUCAGAAAGGGAGGCAGAAUGAGUCAAUUGGCUCCUGAUCCCCAGGCAUUCCGGGUUUCCUGUUAUUAACGGAGACUGGCACGGCAGCUUGAGAUAUCUGUAAAAUGCAGGUGGGGCUCUCCCUCCCUAAACAUGAAUGGAGGGCUAAGCCUUCCUACCGCUCACAUUCUUGAAUUGGAAUGGCAGUAAGAAACAACCUGAACAGAGGCGCAAAAAGGGCCUCAAAGGUUGCAGAAUAUAUUGGCAGUUAUUACAAUAACAUUAAAUUAUGUACUUUUUUUCCCUU
Messenger RNA from Sphaerodactylus townsendi, 3550 nucleotides. Its product is annotated as matrix metalloproteinase-17-like. Gene Ontology annotation, molecular function: metalloendopeptidase activity; zinc ion binding. Gene Ontology annotation, cellular component: extracellular matrix. Gene Ontology annotation, biological process: collagen catabolic process; extracellular matrix organization; proteolysis. NCBI's taxonomy places the organism in Eukaryota, Metazoa, Chordata, Lepidosauria, Squamata, Sphaerodactylidae. The transcript has 11 exons. The record is from RefSeq and is a predicted model, not a curated record. Bases 685 to 2544 code for a protein of 619 amino acids.